Messenger RNA from Hyaloscypha bicolor E, 888 nucleotides. Its product is annotated as myo-inositol-1-monophosphatase. The transcript is spliced from 2 exons. Bases 1 to 888 code for a protein of 295 amino acids. Gene Ontology annotation, molecular function: inositol monophosphate 1-phosphatase activity. Lineage: Eukaryota; Fungi; Ascomycota; Leotiomycetes; Helotiales; Hyaloscyphaceae. Gene Ontology annotation, biological process: phosphatidylinositol phosphate biosynthetic process; inositol metabolic process; signal transduction. The record is from RefSeq and is a predicted model, not a curated record.
AUGGCCGAAAUCAACCUGCAAGAGAUCCAUGACCUCCUCAUCUCCGUCGCCCACGAGGCCGGGCGCAUGAUGAUGGCUGCAACACCUUCGUACCUCUCCUCUGGUACGAAGAAAAAUUCGGCCGACCUCGUCACCGAAACCGACCAAGCAGUCGAAAAGUUGGUCUCUACUCGCCUGCUCUCUGCCUAUCCAACCUUCAAAUUCAUUGGGGAAGAAACCUACUACCAGGGCCAAAAGCUCACCGAAGAACCCACCUUCAUCGUCGACCCCAUCGACGGCACAACGAACUUCGUGCAUACGUACCCUGCCUUUUGCAUAUCUCUUGGUCUUGCAGUCAACAAGUCUGCUGCUGUUGGAGUCAUAUACAAUCCGUUCCUAGACGAAUUAUAUACGGGAAUCAAGGGCAAGGGGUCGUUUGUUACACGCAAUGGAACGAAGUUGCGUCUGCCUCUGAAACAAGAGCCAGAGCCGUUGAAAGAUCUUAGUACAUGCCUAGUUGGCACAGAGUGGGGUUCUGACCGCUCUGGGAACAACUUCGCAGUGAAGACGAAGGUGUUCUCCAAACUCGCAGCAAGCAAGGAUGACGGCGGGGCGAUGGUGCACAGCAUCCGCUCGGGGGGUUCUGCGGCGUUGAAUCUUGUACUUGUGGCAGCAGGGCAGCAAGAUGUUUUCUGGGAGGGUGGGUGCUGGGCUUGGGAUGUAUGUGCUGGGUGGUGUAUUCUUGUUGAGGCGGGGGGCAUAAUGGUGGAUGGGAACCCGGGGGAUUGGCAACCGACGAUGGAGGGGAGGACGUAUUUGGCUGUUAGGGGGGCGCCCAGUGGGCAGAGGGAUAUUGUGGAGGAGAUGUGGAAAGUAAUUGGGGAUGGGAAGAUGAUCUACGAGAGUUGA